Messenger RNA from Magnusiomyces paraingens, 1461 nucleotides. RefSeq lists its product as uncharacterized. Bases 1 to 1461 code for a protein of 486 amino acids. The transcript has 2 exons. Lineage: Eukaryota; Fungi; Ascomycota; Dipodascomycetes; Dipodascales; Dipodascaceae. The record is from RefSeq and is a predicted model, not a curated record.
AUGUCUAUUCCACAGACACCAGCGAUGAAAUGGCGAUUCCAGUCUAUUUUAGUUUCUCGACUGUUAUCUGAUGCCCUUUUUAAGCAUGUGAAUUCUAAAAUUUUAGGGAAUCCAUUAGAGGUAGAUGCUCGCUUAAAAUCCUCUAUUAAACAGCUUGGUUCUAAAUCAUUACGUGCUAUUUUCCCCGGAAUAACUGAACUGAUCGAGACAUCCACCUUUUCCAACUCUAUUGAACUCUUUGCUAGCUACAAACGUUUGUGCAAAUUUGUUUCCUUGGUUGACUACGGAUUCUCAGACUUAAUUUAUUCCCAGAGCUUCCAAUGUUUAAAUUCUUCUGAGUGUAGCCUGCUUAAACAAUCUUUAGAUCGAAAUGGGAGUUUUCCUUUACCUCAUGAGUUUUAUCUUCAUUUACUUCAGCUUGACAAUAUUGCGGGUGCUACUCCCAUUUUUCUUUUGAAAGGAUUGGUGAAUGUCAUAUCCUAUUUCCAUUUUUCAACAGUGACAUCUCAGAGAAUUAAAGCCGUCGGCUUGCUCAAUAGAACAAAUAACGCGGAUUUUCAACGUCUUUUAGAGUUUGGGGUUAUUUUAUUUUUUCCUGAGAUUAAAUCGUAUUUUAUGAAUGCUGAAAUACAUAAGCACUUUUCAAUUAAAAACGAAAUGCCCAAAAAUCUUGAUUUUUCACUUGAUCAAGAUCGUUACAUUUUGUAUAAGGACAAAAUUAUUUUGAGUCCCUACCAACUAAUUACCGUGAUUACUGAAGCAGCGUUAGCCUAUGAUCCACAAUCAGCUCUAUCUUCAGAAGCAGAUAUUUCUAAUUCUGGAAGAAAAAUUCGGCGGAAAACAAGUUUAAAUGGAGCUUUGGGCUCGUCACUUUUUGAGUUUCAUUUUUUUUCCCGCCGGAUUUUAGAGAUGAUUUCUCUUCGUCUUGACAAGGAAAAUUUUCAGAAGACAUUAAAUGAACCUUCUCCAAAAAAAAAAGAAUCAACCUCAUAUAUUAUUUCCGAUGAUUCAUUUGAUGAAGAAGAUGAAAUAUUACCCAAACCUGAUGUUUUAGCUGAAAAAACUGGCAAAAGAAACGGCCAAGAUUAUGAUUCUCUAGAGUCUAGCAAUGAAAUCCCACAAAGUCCUGAGUGCUUGGACACGGACUCAGAGCAGCCAACAUAUGAAAAUUCAACGCCGGCUUUAGAUCAGGAGGAUGCACCAAAUUUGGAUUAUAGUGAUCACAGUACAACCGAUGCUGCGGAAAAUGACAAAACAGAAAAUUUUCAAAAGAACAAACGACUUAGAGCUAUCUACAAAGGACAAACGAAAGCUACUGUUACACUAAGCUCCUAUCUGACUACGGAUGGCUCCUCGAAAAAGUCUUCACCCCAGAGAAUUCUUUCGAAUUCAUUGGCACCACAAACCCCAACAAGAGGUAAAAAAAGAGGAAGACCCGCUGGCUCAAAAAAUAAAAAAUAA